Messenger RNA from Zingiber officinale, 1557 nucleotides. Its product is annotated as glycerophosphodiester phosphodiesterase GDPD6-like. Gene Ontology annotation, biological process: lipid metabolic process. The record is from RefSeq and is a predicted model, not a curated record. Lineage: Eukaryota; Viridiplantae; Streptophyta; Magnoliopsida; Zingiberales; Zingiberaceae. Gene Ontology annotation, molecular function: glycerophosphodiester phosphodiesterase activity. The transcript has 8 exons. Bases 163 to 1341 code for a protein of 392 amino acids.
AGUCGGGUGCAUGAUGACGGCGCCCAUUAUUUGAACCCAUGCGGAAUCUCCAAUGCCGAACGAACCUCGUGUCCUCGUCCAAGUUGGGGUUCGCCUUCGAUCGGAGACGAUAAGGGAAGAGCAGCCAAGGAGGACGAUAGAGGAGGAAGGAACGAAGUCGAAAUGAGUCCUCUCUGGGCUUCCAGCUUGAUUUUCUUCUCCUUGUUCGUGGGAUCUCACGGGAGGGUUCUCUAUCAGCUACCCAGCAAACAACAGGACAAAGCAAAAAGACCCUUGCAGACAUCGAGGCCUUACAACAUUGCUCAUCGUGGAUCGAAUGGAGAGAUUCCUGAAGAAACAGCUGCUGCUUAUAUGAGAGCUAUUGAAGAAGGCGCUGACUUCAUAGAAUCAGAUAUUCUUGCAACUAAAGAUGGUCAAUUGAUAUGCUUUCAUGAUAUGACACUCGAUGCUACAACUGAUAUUGCCAAUCAUUCGAAGUUUGCUAAUCGCAAAAGAACCUAUGAAGUUGAAGGGUCUAACAUGACUGGCUAUUUUGUGGUGGAUUUCACCCUUGCUGAACUUAAAUCAUUAGGGGUGAAGCAGAGGUAUCCAUUCCGAGAUCAACAAUACAAUGGAAAAUUCUCAAUUAUCACAUUUGAGGAGUUUAUUGCCAUUGCGCUUGAUGCCAACAGAAUUGUUGGGAUAUACCCAGAGAUUAAGGAUCCAGUUUUCAUCAACCAGCGAGUCAAAUGGCCCAAGGGAAAGAAAUUCGAGGACAAGUUCGUAGAGACUCUACAGAAGUAUGGAUAUAGAGGUGCAUACAUGUCAACUGAAUGGCUAAAGCAACCAGUGUUCAUUCAAUCUUUUGCUCCAACUUCUCUAGUAUACAUUUCGAAUCUGACAGACUCUCCAAAAAUAUUCCUCAUUGAUGAUUUCGUCACACGAACAAAAGAUACAAAUCAGUCAUUCUGGGAUAUUACUUCAGACAGCUAUCUCGAAUAUAUCAGAAACUAUGUUGUCGGUAUCGGGCCUUGGAAAGACACUAUCGUUCCUACGCAAAACAAAUAUUUGACUACACCUACUGAUCUUGUUGAAAGAGCCCAUGCAUACAACCUUCAGGUACACACAUACACGUACAGGAACGAAAACUCUUACUUACACUUUGAUUUCCAUCAAGAUCCUUAUGCUGAGUAUCAGUACUGGAUCGACAAGAUUGGAGUGGAUGGAUUGUUUACUGACUUCACUGGGAGUCUCCAUCUGUAUCAAGAGUGGGCAUCUGCAUCUGGGACAAACGAAGCAAGUGCAUUUGGCUUAUUGCAUAAGAUUUCACUCAUGAUCUCCUCUUUCAAAGGAAAAGAAUGAAGAUAAAUCGUGUUCUAUCAUGCAUCAAGCUUAUUUACCCUGGACUCGUUCUACGAUUUUCUUAGAAGUAAAGUUCAUUCCAAGACGUGUCUGAAAAACAAGUUCUAGAAGGUUGUUUUUGAUUAUUUGGCUGAAUUUUUCGACAAAAGUGUGUUGUGUGGUUGGCUGCCAGUUCAAAUAAAGCGAUCGGAGAUGCAUUAAGUAUUGAUUUACAAA